GGCAGCAUGGAGACGGAUCCUCUAAAUCUCUGGAACACCAUUUUUUUAGUUACACUAUCUGGAUUGACAACAAAACUAAUUUUGAACGUAGCUGGUUCAUGACAGGAAUUCAACUUGUUUGGAACUGAAAUUGAACAAUCAAGUUUCCAGGAACGAACUGGUCCUUUCUAACUGUGGGACUAUUUGACAGCAAGAUUUUUAAAAAAGGAAGACUUGAAUCAGAAAAGACUGAGCUAAUGCUGCCACAAACUCACCUGGCUGGGAACCUGUGAAAAGAGACAACCUGGCUAUUAUCACAAUGAAUAUGAAUAACAGAAGUGAAAAGGUUUCAUUUUGCUUUCAAAAACAGAUCUGCAAGGACAAAGACAACCUAAGAAGGACAGAAGACAGGCUCAUGAAGACCAAGCUGGACAAAAGGAACUUGUUCUUCCUUUAUUUGGGUUGGGUACACCUUAGUACUAAAACUAUCUGAAAUUUUGCAACACAAAGACUAAAUAGAAGAGAGAGCAGACUAUUAUGUGUUCAAUUUACCUAGAGUAUAAGACCACUGGGAUUCUGGGAAGGACUUCCAAAGGUGACGAGUUGUGUCGGCUUUAGAUUCUGAAACUUUGUAUUUUCUAAUAUCGCUUAUAAAUUGUUUACCGCACAGACCUUAUAUAUUCAGAUGAACGUGCAGGUGCUAUGCUGAGGGGAUUGGGUGUUGCUCCAGCCCCACCAGGCCACAAGUGGAAAUUUCACUGUUCUGUUGGGGUGGACUGUAGUAACGCUGAACCCUGCUGCAUUUGGCUGGCAGUUCUGAGGGUGGUGUCCAAUCACACAUCACUUCAUCCAACAGCAGUAACACCGACAAGAAGAACUGGUUCCCGGAUCAAAAAUCACCAUCACUUGUCUUCGACUAAAGGCCAGAAUGAUAGGAUUGUGUCAUCGGACAAAAACAGAAGCAACCAGCUGCCAUCAACUGAAGUGGCAGCCAUGUCUCAGCAAGGCCCACGGACCAUUGUUCUCCAGAAGGACUCACAAGGUUUCGGCUUCACUUUGCGCCACUUCAUUGUGUACCCACCAGAGUCGGCCCUCCAAAGCCUCAAGGAUGAAGAAAAUGAUAAUUUACCAGGAAAAGGUGAGUGUUUUAUGUCCUGUUACUUUAAACAGCAACAACUUUAUUGG
Messenger RNA from Poecilia latipinna (sailfin molly), 1164 nucleotides. RefSeq names its product rho GTPase-activating protein 21-like. The annotation marks the transcript as partial. The record is from RefSeq and is a predicted model, not a curated record. NCBI's taxonomy places the organism in Eukaryota, Metazoa, Chordata, Actinopteri, Cyprinodontiformes, Poeciliidae. The transcript has 3 exons. Gene Ontology annotation, molecular function: protein binding.